Messenger RNA from Rasamsonia emersonii CBS 393.64, 645 nucleotides. Its product is annotated as Blue light-inducible protein Bli-3. The coding region runs from base 1 to 645 and encodes 214 amino acids. Lineage: Eukaryota; Fungi; Ascomycota; Eurotiomycetes; Eurotiales; Trichocomaceae. The transcript has 2 exons. The record is from RefSeq and is a predicted model, not a curated record.
AUGUCCAGCACCAUCAAAACCAGCGCAGGCACCCAGCCUAUCGACCCCUACAAAGCCAAAAACUACGAAAACCCGCCCUUGCAGGAGAAGGUCGACGACCUCGUCAAGUUCAUCAACGAGGUCAAGUACGGCAUGCUGACGACCAAGGCGUCUGACAGCGAUCUGCUGACGUCGAGGUGUAUGGCGUUGGCGGGGACGGAAAACGGCGGAAUCGACCUAAUCUUCCACACGAACCUCUUCUCGGGCAAAACGAUGGAUCUCACCGUGCACCCGACCGAGACGAACAUGUCCUUUCUCGACCCUACUUCCGGGUCCUGGGCCUCCGUGUCCGGCACCGCCUCCAUCCUCGCUGACCAGGGCACCGUCCACAAGUACUACUCUCCGGCCUUGAAGGCCUGGCUGGGCGAUCUGGGCGAUGGCAUCCACGACGGCGGGCCCACGGACCCCCGUAUCGGCGUCAUUCGUGUAGAGGCCAAGUCGGCUAUCUAUUCCAUUGCCCGGAAGGGCAUCAUUGGCAGGGCGGUUGAGACAGGUAAAGCUGUAGCUACGGGGGAUACGCCGGCCGUCAAUAAGAUCAGGGAGCUGAAUGAGGAGGAAUUGGCUGAGUGUGAGUUUCCUCUUUUUGCGCCUUUCGUUCUGUUUUGA